AGCGCCAUUUUGUUUUUUACUUGCAGUGAUAGUUCACUUCACAAUUUCCUCAUAUUUACUGAGCCUUGCUAGCUCAAUUUCAUGGCYGGUGGAGAUAAAAGAAAGAAGAAGAAACGCUCCGACCGGAGCAGGUCGCGUUCACCCCGAACAAGGGGCAAACCUUCAAAAAGGAGGGAUUCUUCCGAAGACUCGUCUGCGUCGGAGUCUGAUUCUGACAGACGAAGUCGAAGAGAUAAAGAAAAAUCGAAAGACAGAAGAAAARACAAAGACUACUACAAAUCCUUGGAAACACCAGAAGAGAAACGUGCAAGGMGGCUUGCRAAGAAGGUGAUUAUCUACACCUCCUACAAAAUAAAGSCAUUUGUUCAGAUUGCUAAUAUAUCAUCAGCUCUUGAUAAUCUUAAUAAAUCUUUGAUUUGAAA
This is a messenger RNA of Exaiptasia diaphana, 422 nucleotides long. RefSeq names its product cactin. The coding region runs from base 82 to 420 and encodes 112 amino acids. NCBI's taxonomy places the organism in Eukaryota, Metazoa, Cnidaria, Anthozoa, Actiniaria, Aiptasiidae. The transcript has 2 exons. The record is from RefSeq and is a predicted model, not a curated record.